Triplophysa dalaica is the source of this 3394-nucleotide messenger RNA. RefSeq names its product branched chain amino-acid transaminase 2, mitochondrial (gene bcat2). The transcript has 11 exons. The record is from RefSeq and is a predicted model, not a curated record. Gene Ontology annotation, cellular component: mitochondrion. Gene Ontology annotation, molecular function: branched-chain-amino-acid:2-oxoglutarate transaminase activity. The coding region runs from base 661 to 1836 and encodes 391 amino acids. Gene Ontology annotation, biological process: L-leucine biosynthetic process; L-valine biosynthetic process. Lineage: Eukaryota; Metazoa; Chordata; Actinopteri; Cypriniformes; Nemacheilidae.
CAAUAUUGAACCACAGCCCAACACAUGGUGUAGUUUAUUUUAUUCCAUCAGACGUUUAUGUAAAACACAAAUCUGUAAUUUUCAACAAGCCAAUCAUUUAAGUGGUUUAGACCAACGCCUCGUUUACCGACCAAUGACUGACAUACUGGUUCCAACAUGACCUUGUUUAACACCGUCUGACUACAUUGACUCAACGGCGCCUCUUUAUCCAAUCAGAUGCAAGCGUUCUGUCACGCCUACCCCUUAUAUUAACCCCUUAAAGAGACAUAUGUUUUCAAAAAAUAAGUCUGUAGUCGCGUCAUACGUUUUAAAAAUACAGUAUUAACAUGUAACUUAGGUAGUCAUAAUGCCCCAAACAAACAAUUCCUGAUUUAAAGUAAAAACCUAAAAGUCUUUGAUGUUUACACGGAACGUUAUUCCCCAAUAUCAUCACAAAUUAUCACAUUUAGGAUUUCAAACAAGUCUCCCAAGCACAUAUAACUCUGGAAAAUGUUGCAUUUGAUCUGAACUACACCGAAUAAACCAAUAAAUAACGUCUCAGGACCUUUACCGAUUUAAAACACUGUACAUAUUACCGCCAUUACGCCAGGCGUCCAAUCCCGGAACGCGGAGAUCGAGCAGUUGCUUCUGCACGGACUAGUUUACGAUUCAUUCGCAGCAAUGGCAGCCCUUCGUAAGGCACUCAAUGGACGGCUUCUUCAGUCACUCCCCGUUUCAUUUGGUUCACUUCGGUUCGCCAGUUCCUCCUUCAAGGCUGGAGAUCUUACCAUCGAGAGGAAUCCUGUGCUGAAGCCAAAGCCAGACCCCUCCACCCUUGUGUUUGGCAAGCAGUUUUCAGACCACAUGCUGACCAUCUAUUGGUCUGCAGAGGGAGGAUGGAAGAAUCCUGAGAUCAAGCCCUUCCAGAAUCUGUCCCUUCAUCCUGCUGCUUCAUCCCUGCAUUACUCUAUAGAGCUCUUUGAGGGGAUGAAGGCAUUUCGAGGAGAAGAUAACCACAUCCGUCUCUUCAGGCCCAAUUUAAAUAUGGAGCGCAUGUAUCGCAGUGCUGUAAGAAGCUGUCUACCUGUGUUUGAUAAGGUUGAGCUACAGGAGUGUAUUAAAAAGCUGGUUGAGGUGGAUCAAGAAUGGGUUCCGUAUUCUACAGAAGCCAGUCUGUACAUCAGACCGACGUUCAUAGGCAUAGAGCCUUCCCUAGGUGUGGCUCGAGCAGGUCAUGCUUUGCUCUUUGUCAUUAUCGGACCUGUUGGGCCUUAUUUUGCCACUGGAGGCUUCAGUCCCGUGUCUCUGCUGGCAGAUCCACGCUAUGUUCGUGCCUGUAGAGGAGGUGUUGGAGAAUACAAGAUGGGAGGUAACUAUGGGCCGACCAUCGCCGUUCAGAGCGAGGCAGCAAAGAAGGGCUGCCAGCAGGUCCUCUGGCUUUACGGAGAGGAGGAGGAGAUCACUGAGGUCGGAACAAUGAAUCUCUUCAUCUACUGGACCACAAAGAACGGAGAGAGAGAGCUUGUGACCCCUCCACUAGAUGGCAUCAUUCUUCCAGGAGUCACUCGACAAUCUCUUCUGGACCUCUCAAGAGAAUGGGGAGACUUCAAAGUGACAGAGCGAAAAGUAUUAAUGAAGGAGCUUAUUGGAGCUUUAAAUGACGGACGGGUUCUGGAGGUAUUCGGCUCUGGCACUGCAUGUGUGGUGUGUCCAGUUGGCAGUCUGCUCUACAGAGAAAAGAUAUACCAGAUUCCAACAAUGCAGAAUGGUCCAGAUCUUGCUAAGAGGUUCCAUAAAGAACUCACUGAUUUGCAGUAUGGACGCAAGCAGAGGGACUGGGCGCCAGUGGUUGUCUAACUUGAUGUGUCCGCCCGGAGAUCUCAUGUCAGGUUUCAUGUCUAUAACCUCUCAUCUCAAGUGGUACCGUGUGAACUUUUGAGAUAUUCUAGAGUAGCAACCACUUUAAGUGAGAAAUCUAUUAAAAAUAUGCAGAAUAUGACAACCUUAAGUCCUACUUGCUUAGAAAUUCAAAUGGCACAAUCUGUAGCUGUGAUUGUCUUGUUUUAGCACAAGCAAUAUAAGAUGUUUAUAAGGCACAAGAAGUCUAUAGAUUUUCCUUGCAGUACUUACCGAUCCAGUUUUACAAUUUUAUUAUGGUGGCAGUUUUUUUAACAAUCAACCAUGCUUUCAUAGUUUUCUUGUUGAAUCACAUAUGUCUGAAAAUAAUUUAGUGUUUUUUCUUCCAUGGAUGUUUCACUUUAUUAACUUUACUACCACCGAUCCAAUUUUUUUUAAUUCUGUCAUCAUUUACUCACCCUCUAGUUGUUCCAAAUCUGUAUACAUUUCUUUGUUCUGAUGAACACAAAGAAAGAUAUUUGGAAGAAUGCUUUAAACCGAACAGUUAUUGGCCACCAUUGACUACCAUUUUAAGAAAAAUUACAAUGGUAGUCAAACGUGCCCCAGUACUGUUUGCUCUCCUACGUUCUUCCAAAUAUCUUUUGUUUUCAACAAAGAAAUGUAUACAGAUUUAGAACAAAUUGAAAGUAAUUUAUGACAGAAUUAAAUGAGACGUAAAUGAUGAGAGAAGUUUUAUUUUUGGGUGAACUGUUCCUUAAAUAUGGAGGGUAUGGUGUGAAAUCAGGCAAUUUGAAUGAAGCAUAAUUCGUGACACCAUCAUUUUAAAGAUAAUUCAAGUGAACUUGUUUAUUUGUGUAACUAAAGAGAGCGCAAGAAGAGAUUAUCACACAUUACAAUGAAUUUAUAGAAUUAUUGUUCUCUUUUAAAGAAAGAAACGCAUGCAAUGAAAUUGAAUGAACUAAGGAUAGUAAAGUGUUGUAUAUGUCUUUGGAUUUAGAUGGUACUUCAAAGUCGAUAUUUUUGACUAGGUUCAGAUUAAAACCGUAAAGCUUGAGUUGAUGCAAUACAUUUAAUGGCAAGCAAUGCACAAAGGUCCUGAUAGCAGCUCUACAGACCAUUAGAAGAGUCCUGAUGGGAGAAUUACGGGUGCACUAGGCUGAUGUCCUGUAUGAUAUUUGGAACAAAUGUGUGAACUGUUUGUACAUGUGUGUGAUAUGAAAUAUCUGAAGAUUGUAUCAGAUUUAACUUAUUUUUGCGGUUGUUUUAGCGGUGUAGGGUUAAUAGUCCUAAUGUCCUGUUUUUAAGUCUGUAAACCCCUGAUUUCUUUUUGUCCUUAUUUUAAACCUGUAUUUUAUUGCACACACUCCCUAUCUCUUUUCUGUAAGUGCCUGAUGGAGAUGGCGGUUACCUUUUUUUUUGAGUUCUGUAUCUUUUGUGUUUGUCGUUAUUUUACUGGGGGCUGCUGCUGUGUUCACAAUUUAUUCGUUUUUUGUCUAAGGGAUGUGUGAGUAGAUUUUUCUGUUACUGUAUUUUUACAAAUAAAUUCAACUUGCGUCCA